AUGAGCUUUAUCGAGAGGAACACCAAUUCCGGAAUGGACGAACACUACGGACAUUUGGCUUCAGAGUUGCUUCGGGUUACUGGAGAGGAACUGAGCGGGAAGGCACAAGUCCGGGGACGAAGGACAUCCACACGCAACUUGAAUGAGAAGGGAGACGCACAGAGCCCAAAAUCCCCUCUCGUUCAAGUGCCAUCGCGUCCGCGACUGAGUCAUCGGAUGACAGAUUCCAUUACAUUGCGAAAAGAGGAGAGAUUGGCGAAUUCGUCUUCUGGUCUCUUGAAACUGAUUGCCAUUCUACUCACAGGACUCCUCAUCUCCAACGUGUAUCUUUACUGCCAACUGAGGAGCAUGGAAGACCAAAUGAUACUUUCGCGCAGUCCUCUCAUCGCGUUACAUGUCCCUAACCCCGAGAAGAUGAAGAAGUUCAUCAGCGAACCUUCACUGGCUUCCGCGACAAGGAAGCACUCGCCGUCCCUAUCGCGCCAUUGGAAAAACAGUUCCUCCGUCUCCGUUAAAGAUCCUAGGCGUGGAUAUCCUCCCGAGACCUCUGGUUUCGUAUUUGCUGGGGACGCUGCAGUCAUUGAAUAUCGUGAAGGAGUUGGAUUGCUCAUUGUUCAGAGACGUUUUUGCAAGGGCCAUGUGGACACGGUGUUCCAGUUCCUCUUCACUGCCUCCAAGUUUCAAAUGGACUUCUUAGCCCUUCAGGAGUCUUUCGAUGUAAACCUCGGCCAAUGGAUGGAGGACAAUAAUACGGGUGAAAAGACUCGAAGUCUGUCUUGUCAAGUCCAGCUGAACAAUCCAUUCAGUCCGAAGACAGCGUUGUCCAAACAAAACCAGGUAGGUCCAGUUCCUCUUUGUCUUCUCUAUGGGACAGAAUACUAG
Messenger RNA from Darwinula stevensoni, 882 nucleotides. The record is from the annotation of a GenBank genome assembly. NCBI's taxonomy places the organism in Eukaryota, Metazoa, Arthropoda, Ostracoda, Podocopida, Darwinulidae.